Molecule: messenger RNA, 1408 nt
Organism: Cinara cedri
Lineage: Eukaryota; Metazoa; Arthropoda; Insecta; Hemiptera; Aphididae
Source: the annotation of a GenBank genome assembly
AUGAUCAACAUGAUGUCCACCGCGGUUUCGCUAGUAGAGAGCAUGCUUUUCACGGCGAAUUUGACGUUACUGGUACUGUGUUGGCUAUGCGAAAAAAAUACGAACAUUGCCGUCGGAGUAUGGAACACAAUCGUUCUAAUAAGGUACGCGCGUGAAUCCGAAAAAUCGUUUUAUGUUGUUUUUUGUCCGUUUUAAAAUAAGUAAUCGGUGUCUUACAUCGGGCGAAUCACCUCGUCAUCGCUACCCGCCGGCAAAUAAAAUGGACGAUAGUGGUCUGCCUUUUCCGUCAUUCGCGGGUUAUAUCCUAUAAGAUAUGUACGUGAAAAAUAUCGUUUCCCGUGUUCACGACUAGCCUGGAUUUUUAUUCAUAUUUAAAUAGCUCGGCGUAGGUACCUAGGAUUGUAUUCACUGAUGAACGGUAUGAUAUAANGUCAAAUAAUCAGCGGGCAUACGACUUGUCACUGGCAAGGCCGUUGCCUUCACACCUUACACAUUUAAGCAAACACCUUUGCAUAGAGUUUUCUGUACAGAAAAUUCGAUCUGUAUUUUCCGGAGUAUACGUUUAAAAUACCUGCUCGAUUUGCGUCUUUACUAAUUAUAUUUAUUAAAAUAUAUUUGGUGUGUGUUGGACAUUAUUGUAAUACCUAUUAGAUUUAUGAGUUUUAAAUUUAAUUACAGAGACGCUUGGCAUUUGAUAGUUAAGGAUGUGUACACCACGUUUAAAGAUGAGGAUCCGGUCGACGAAGAACCUGAAUUAGUGGUUUCUUCCAGUGAUCAAUCUGGCGAUCAAAUUUCGUGCUCCAUAACGGCUGACCUGGUUUCACGGUCGUUCCCCCUUUGCCACUUUCCAUUUCCACAGGGAGGAGAAAAUACCGCCCAGGAACUCGGUAAAUAUACAUUAAAAAAAUUCAAAUAUACACCUAACUCCUAAUAAAUUAUAUUUGACUUCAUGUAGAAGAAGUCAUGAGAAACAUGCAAGUUGUUGAUUUGACAAUAAAAAGAGUACAACCCCUCGAAAAUAGCAUAAACUAUUUGCAGUUUGUUUAUUUAGAUUUGAAUUUGGGAAAGGGAUUAUUAUCGAUAUUUAAUGUAAGUAUUUAAUUUUGAUUUGAGUGUUUAUAUUUUUCACCUUAUGUUGCGAUUAAACUUAUUUUCACUAAUUUUGGUCAAUUUUUAUUAAAUCAUCUUAAAAAAAAAAAAUAAAUAAAUAAAAUGUAUGUUACAAUGAGACCAUAAAGUAUUGUAAUUUAAAAGAAUUAAAUUGUUUUAAUAUUUCGCAGGAAAUGUUUGAGUUUGUUGAUUUUCUUUUUCUGGAUCAAUUGGAUUUUCUGCAUUAUCGUAUUGACGAUUCAGAAUUGGAGAUUGUUGCUGUAUUUAAUGGGGAAACAAUAGUCCUGGAAAUGAGAUU